This is a messenger RNA of Eutrema salsugineum, 850 nucleotides long. RefSeq names its product RING-H2 finger protein ATL78. NCBI's taxonomy places the organism in Eukaryota, Viridiplantae, Streptophyta, Magnoliopsida, Brassicales, Brassicaceae. Gene Ontology annotation, biological process: protein ubiquitination. The record is from RefSeq and is a predicted model, not a curated record. The transcript has a single exon. Gene Ontology annotation, molecular function: transferase activity. The coding region runs from base 49 to 690 and encodes 213 amino acids.
CCAACAGAAACCUUGAAAACCACCCAUCUAUCUUUGAACUAAUUCAUCAUGUCAACUGCCAUUUCCUUUCCCACCAUAAAACCAACUCAUAUCUUCCAAGACAUUCUUGUAAGUUCUUACUCAAGAAGAUUACUACUAGAUCAAUCACCAAGUCCGGCACCGUCCCCAUAUGCAGCUGAUAACAACUUUGAUGCAAAUGUUGUUAUGGUCCUAUCAGUCCUCUUAUGUGCACUCGUUUGCUCACUUGGACUCAAUUCUAUAAUAAGAUGUGCCUUGAGGUGCUCCAGUUUAGUACCAUCCGAAGCGGGUGGCAACCACGCAGCUCGCUUGACCAACACAGGUGUCAAACGAAAAGCCUUGAAGAGUUUCCAGACAGUAAGUUACUCUAGUGAUUUGAAUCUGCCUGGCCUAGAUACCGAGUGUGCCAUAUGUCUCUCGGAGUUUGUAUCCGAAGAGCGUGUGAAGCUGCUUCCGACAUGCCACCACGGAUUCCAUGUCCGGUGUAUAGACAAGUGGCUCAGUUCUCACUCGUCCUGUCCCACCUGCAGGCACUGCCUCAUCGAGACCUGCAAGAAGAUCGCCGACUGCAGCCAAACAAGCUCGUCAAACCCUACUCAACAACCUCAAGACAGCAUCAUCGUGCAAAUAGCACCACUAGAACCGGAAAGAUGGAUAAGGUGUUUUAGGUGAGCUAGUAAAUUAUAUAUAGUAGCAGUUAAGUUCAAAACCGGAUUAAACUACUAUGUAUUUAGAAUUUAGUCGAGAUCACAAGCGGUCCACAUUUGAAAACAAGUUUAGCAUUUUCACUCUAAAGUUGUAUAUAUUACGAGAAAAUGUCACUUUCUUCGUA